Molecule: messenger RNA, 4922 nt
Organism: Corythoichthys intestinalis (scribbled pipefish)
Lineage: Eukaryota; Metazoa; Chordata; Actinopteri; Syngnathiformes; Syngnathidae
Gene: paplnb
Product: papilin b, proteoglycan-like sulfated glycoprotein
Exons: 14
Coding region: 2768-4396 (542 amino acids)
Biological process (GO): extracellular matrix organization; proteolysis
Cellular component (GO): extracellular matrix
Molecular function (GO): metalloendopeptidase activity; serine-type endopeptidase inhibitor activity
Source: RefSeq, a predicted model, not a curated record
UUUCUAUGUGUGUUGAGUGGGCGAGUUCCCGGAACUAUCCAGUUAUCUUCGUUCUACGUGCUGAAACAUUGUGGACACUCACCCAUAGCAACCAGAGAAACAACUACUAAACUCAAGAAUCAGGAGUCAUGGAGGAAGACUCAACACCAGAAACUGUGGCAGGGACAUCAUUGUCGUGGGCGUCAGAGGCAUGGACGGUGGCGGCCACGGAGGCAGACAACUCCCAGCCAGACAACUCCCGGUCAGACAACUCCCAGCCAGACAACUCCCUUGUAGACGACAGCGCGGUGACAUUUGAGGUGACAGCCGAGAAUUUGAACGAGCUAAUGAAGAGCAUGGAGACCAUGCUCUCGGAUGUGGAGCACCUGAGGAACCAGUGCAGCGACCAGGCCAAAGAGCUGCUCGAGGCUGCCUUUGAGUUGCAACAACAACAGAAUGAGCUGAAGGAGAGUUACAAGCAGCUUGCCUCGGAAAUGGAAGAAAUCAUGGCUUGCUUGGACGACCUGGUCAUCACCAAGAGUGCCUUCGAGGCCCGGGAGAAGGACAUGGAGAAGCUGAGCAAACAGUUUUGAAGGGCACAAAUGGACUUUGAAAGAAUGGCUCUGCUUUUGGAUUUGAGUGUGUGUAAUGUGUAUUUAUUUACUUAAAGCAGCAAGACUUAACCUUGUUUGUUGGCAUUUUCUAACCCAGUGUUUCCCCAAAUUUGGGAAGUGAAGGCACAUUUAGCACAUACCCUGGCUGGUCCACCAUUAUUAAAGGGAAAGGGGUGAUCUGGUACAGUGUACAUCCUUUGUACAUUCAUUUUUUAAGGCAGUCUUUUUUUUUUUGUUUUGUUUUGAGAAAAAAAAAUUGCUUUGCAAGCAUUUACUAAUCUGCCAAAGUUACCAAAGCCAAUAAAUGUUUGAAAGGAAUUGUCGCACAAAAUAGUGGAGUUAUUUUGAAGUUGUUUUCACAGUGGCAGCAUUUUUUGAUAUAUAAGGUUCAGCACAGCUCCUACAUACAUAUUCCAAAUCUCAGAAUUUGAGCCAUUCGCCUCAAAGUUUUUCACAGGUGUAACCAGAUAGGGACACUUCAAAUUUUGAAGUGGCACACCCAAAGAUAUGUCAUAUUUUGAGGAUAUCAAUGUGGAAUUUUAAUUUGCUGUCACUUCCUGAGGUGUCAGGAAAUGUCUGCUUUAUGUACUUAGGGUUAGUGCAGUGGUUGUUAACCUUGCUAAAUGUACCGAACCCCAUGAGUUUCACACGUGCAUUAACAGAACCCUUUGGAAUUAUGAAAAUCUUUUUUUUUCUCUCUCUCAAAUUCAAAAUCAACAUAUCUAAGCUAGCAGGCUAAAACCCAAAUGAAUUUCCAUUCAAAUUUCUUCUCCUUUAGAUAUACAUUUUGGCUUGUUUAAAAACAUGUUAUCUUUAUGUCUGCCGCAUCAGACCACUAAACCAAGACUGGCUUAAAGCACAUAUAUUAGAAUUUGUCCAUUCAAAUUUAGAGGAAUAAAUCCAAUAUUGUUCAACACUGAACCUGCUUGGUUGCAUAAAUCUUGACCAUGAAGGUUCUGUCAUGUUUACAUCUCAAAUGAUCUCAAAUUUAAUGGAAAACCCUGCACAAAAUGAUCACUAAAUUUGUACACAAAGUCAUUAUGUAAAAAAAAAAAAAAAAAAAAAAAUCAUGAAUCAUCUCACAAAUCCAAUAAACAGUGCGAAUUUACACAUACUAUUUUCAUGGCGUAAAAUGUGACGCAAAUGUUUUUUUUUUUAAUGUAAACGCAGUGCACGUUACCCGUAGGUCUGUUGUAUUUCCUCAUACCAAGUGAGAGUCAACCUUCCACUGAGCAAACCAGUUUCUCCAGGACUAGCAGUUGAAAGAAUUGGAAUAAAACCUGUAAAUUGGGGACUAACCACUCCAAAACCUCGUCUAAAACGCCACUUUGGCUGGAUUUAGUCAGCAUCCAAAAAUAGGGCCCUGCGUGUCUUAACCUUCACCGAACCCCUGGGGUUCGAUUGAACCCAUGUUAAGAACCACUGGUUUACUGUGUUAUAUGUAAUGUUACUAAUGAUCUAAUGUGGACAGCCUAAUAAAAAUACAUUUUUUACAAAUACAAUCCACAGAAUGUAAACCAGUGGGUUGGCCAGUAAAUUGUAGGGGCCACUCAUGGCCGCUCCUUAUUGGCGCCAUUGACGCAAACGAGCCAGUUUACUGUCAUAACAUCAAUCAUGUGACGCUGCUUGGUCGCCCAACUAUGUAUUUGUGCAGCACAAUUGAGGCAUCGAGUGCCAUUUUCGCCACGCCCAACAAAUCAGGGAAGAAGAAACUGUAUACUAUAUAUAUAAUACACUAUAUUGCCACCAUGGUUUUCUUUGCAAGAUGUUCCAUUUCAAAAAUUUUUAUGUUCCUAUUUUUAUGAGUAACUGAAUAAGUUGUACAGAGUAACUUCCCGCCCCAUGACUUUUUCUUUCAUAUUUAAAUAUUCUUGUUAAAAUCCUUGAAACACACACGUUCUUCAUGCUUUCAGUCUUCCAGACGUUUGUCUGGACCAUAAACACCCCUUUACACAUAAAUUACUGUACAGUUUAAAUCUGGAAUGUACAUUGUGUGAAGUACGGUUGAACUCUGACACCUCAUUGGCUGCAGUGAAGUGCUGAGAGGGGGGAUGACUAUAGAAAAGCUGAGUGUGGGGCGCUUCAUUUUUAGGACACGCAUCACAUCUGGGCUGCAGAUCUUCUAGAUUUCAACGACUUGAGAAUUCUCUUUCAGAAGUGAGUCGUUGAUUAAAAUGGACAAGUUGAGAGUCUUGGCUCUCAUCCAGCUGCUGGCUAUAUCCGUCUUUUCUCAAUCACAGAAACUGCAAGACCGCUGGGGUGAGUUUGGCCCCUAUGGCCCCUGCAGUCGGUCUUGUGGCACUGGAGUUGCAAUGAGGACCAGGAAGUGUAUCACUUUAAGGACAGAUGGGGGUCACAACUGUAUCGGAUCAUCCAGGUCUUUUCAGAUCUGUAACACAAAUGAAUGCCCAGUUGGAUCCAGAGACUUCAGAGAGGAGCAGUGUUCCCAAUUUGACAAAAUGUUAGUCCAAGGCAAACAUCACACUUGGGUGCCAUAUUACGGAGCCCAGCCGUGUGAGCUGACCUGUGUCACGCGAGAACAAAAUGUUGUCUACCGUCAUCGGCCCAAGGUGGUGGAUGGGACACCCUGCCACGUGGGCAGAAGUGACAUUUGUGUUGAUGGCCAGUGCAAGGCAGUGAGCUCGGUAGGCCAAGAGGUGUUUCCGGGUCUUCAAGUGGUUCCACAUCCCGACCACACCUCUCCCCCUGAACCCUACCCAACAGAGCCUCAAACAUACGAGUACAGAGUCAAUGUGUACGGUGAGUGCUCUGUCACCUGCGGCGGGGGAAUGCAGUAUCGCACGUUGGAAUGUUGGCUUCAGGACCCAGUGAACCCCCGCAUGGUGGACGAAACCCUGUGCAUUGGACGGCACUUGCAGCGGCCCGAAAGCCAGCAGGCGUGCAACAUGCAUCCGUGUAAUGCAAAGUACAGCGUCUCCGUCUUCAGUGAGUGUUCAGUAACUUGCGGUGGAGGACAGCAGAUAAGAGAGGUGUUCUGUGAGGGUCCGGGAGGUGAACGUCUGGCUGAUUAUGCCUGCCAAGCCUUUACAAAACCUCCAUCGGUCCGAGUCUGCAGGAGACCCGCCUGUCGCAUACACAGCACUUGGCAUGUGACACCCUAUGGAUUGUGCUCCCGCAGCUGUGGCGGUGGUGUCAGGGAAAGGCAGGUGGGCUGUUAUGACAGCAACCUGCGCCACUAUCCAGUUGCCAGGUGCGGUAUCUCAAAUAGGCCCGUAACUGUGGAGGAAUGCAACACACAACCCUGCCAUGAAGCCCAAUUGGUCCCAAGUCGACAGAAUCCAGGGAUGUAUGAAAGCAGGAUGACAGCAUUUGUACCUUAUGUUCCUGAAGUUCCAGCAACCUCUAGACCAAACAGUGCCAAUAAUCCCAACAAUAGACAAGAUGGUGCCGCAUGCGCCCGGUCCUAUUAUGGUUGCUGUCCCGAUGGUCGUACCUCUGCCAGUGGGCCGGGCCAUAGGGGCUGCCCCCAACAUGACUGCGUUAACACCAGGUUUGGAUGUUGUUUGGAUGGUGUUACUCCUGCUAGUGGAUACGGGAGAGCUGGAUGUUCUGGAUACCAAACCACAGUGCACUCAAGUGAUCCAGCACCUUCAGUUCCAAGGAGCACAUGCUCCCUUCCACUCGACAAUGGCCCCUGCGACAACUGGAGGAGACGCUUCUAUUACAACACAAGUACGGGAAGAUGCACAGAAUUUUGGUUUGGUGGCUGCCAUGGCAAUGCAAACAACUUUGUUUCUCUUGGGGAGUGUCAGACAGCAUGUGAGGUGGCGGCCACGUCCUAAAAUGUUUAAUGCGUAGUUUUACAAAGUGUGCAUGAACUUUGAGAUUAUAUACAGUGUUUAUAAGUGUUGUACAAAGUUACAAGACAAAUGUAACCCACUGUCAUUUCCUCUAAUUUGACUUCCAAGAAAACAGUGAAGAUUCAAAUUAUAGCAAAUAUAUUCUAAGUUGUUUUGGUGUGAAAUUUUCCUAUUCAUUCUUCACACUCUUCUAUGCUUGAGGUGUGACUUUGUUUUGUUUUGUUUAUGUAUUGUGGCUCAUGUGUCAGGGACAAAAUAAAGCCACUUGAUUACCCAAAAUUAAGAAAGUAACAUUGGUGGAAUUUACUAGUAAAAAUUAUCCUGUAAAACUCAUAUUUACACUUGUUCAGUAAACAUAAAACAAAUUUUCAAACGUGGAAGCUGGAGUACCAGAAGAAAGCCAACGCAAGGAGAACCCACAGCAAACAAAAGGAGAACGUGCAAAAGCCACGUAUCAUGGUAAGAGAUGUAAUUCUACACCGAAAUGUCUCAAAUGUAAAACAGAUGU